AUAAAUGGCUAAUGAUCGUGACUGGGACGACAUUCCAGAUGAUUUUGUGCUUCCGGAAGGGAGUGCAAAACGUGGAGCAAAGUUAUUCAAAAAAUACUGUCAACAAUGCCAUUCUAUGAGACCAGAUAAUCGCCAAAUCGGAGGGUUUUCAAAUUUUGGUCCAACUUUGUUCAAUGUUUACUGUAGAACUGCAGGUACAGAAGAUGUGAGUGGCCUCAGCGCCACUGAUGGUCUACAAAAUGCUGGAAUUGUUUGGAACGAUGCGAAUUUAAUGAGGUAUAUGAAGAACCCAGAAAGAUAUGUGAACAGCAAGAUUGGAAUGAAUUUUAGUGGUUUACCAAAAUUUCAGGAUAGAGUAGACGUUGUACAUUUCCUUCGCGACCUUACCUACGAAGGAAAAUAUGGCCAAGAAGUACUAAAGGAAUGUGAAAAGAAAUAGUGCCCAUUUCCAUGCAGAUAAUAAUCCCUUCGUUGUUUUGGUCAAUCGACUUAUGUUCAAUAUACACUUACAGGAAACAAAAACUUGUAAAAUUCCUUUACCAAGGGCAACCCAAGCAUAUUCGCUAAUAAUAGUGCUGUGUAGAAAACCAUAUGUUAAAAUAUUGAAUUUGGU
Messenger RNA from Theileria equi strain WA, 613 nucleotides. Its product is annotated as cytochrome C, putative. The transcript is spliced from 3 exons. Gene Ontology annotation, biological process: mitochondrial electron transport, ubiquinol to cytochrome c; mitochondrial electron transport, cytochrome c to oxygen. Lineage: Eukaryota; Apicomplexa; Aconoidasida; Piroplasmida; Theileriidae. Bases 5 to 439 code for a protein of 144 amino acids. Gene Ontology annotation, molecular function: electron transfer activity; heme binding. Gene Ontology annotation, cellular component: mitochondrial intermembrane space. The record is from RefSeq and is a predicted model, not a curated record.